Ochlerotatus camptorhynchus is the source of this 2199-nucleotide messenger RNA. RefSeq lists its product as uncharacterized. The coding region runs from base 1 to 2199 and encodes 732 amino acids. The record is from RefSeq and is a predicted model, not a curated record. The transcript is spliced from 4 exons. NCBI's taxonomy places the organism in Eukaryota, Metazoa, Arthropoda, Insecta, Diptera, Culicidae.
AUGGCUGAGAAACAUGUGUUAUUUCCACGCCUCAAUAACCAGAAUUAUUCGACGUGGCAACUGCAGAUGGAGAUGCUGUUAAAGCGGGAUGAAUUAUGGUUCGCGGUGCAUGACGCGAAGCCGACACCAGUCACUCCCGUUUGGACGACAGCAGACCAAAAGGCGUUGGCUAACAUCGUGUUGUUUUGUGAGGAUAGCCAGCUAAACUUGAUCAAGAACGCAAAAUCGGCCAAGGAUGCGUGGGCCGUGCUGAAGAAGUUUCACAACAAAGCCACGAUGACAUCUCGUGUGUCGCUGCUCAGAAGGAUCUGUAGCUUGAAUAUGACGGAAGGAGGAAACGUGGAGAAGCACCUCUUCGAGUUAGAGGAGCUAUUUGACCGACUGGAGUGCGCCGGUCAGAAGCUGGAAACACCACUGAAAGUAGCGAUGAUUUAUCGCAGCCUCCCGGAAUCAUAUGGCGGAUUGGUGACGGCGAUGGAAAGCCGUCCGGACGCAGAUCAGACGAUCGAAUUCGUCAAACAGCGGCUGGUCGACGAGUAUUUGCGCAGAGUGAAGCGUUCCGGUGAGUGUAGUGAAACUGCGAUGAAGCUGCAAAGCAAAGGGCGGAAGGAGAAGAAGUGCUACAAUUGCGGUGACUCAGCAUUCCGUCAACAUCUCACCAGCAGCUUUCGAAACGAACAGACGACAGUUAUGGAUAUCGAUGCUUCUUUAUUUCUUCAGCAAGUCGCUACUCCACCCAACAUAAUUUCCGUUCUUCCCACCUCAAGCAGAAUACGUGAUCAACAACAGCCUUCGUCACAUGGAAUAUCAAAAUCUCCACAGAACCAACGGACAGUUAUACAGGAAAAUAUCAGUGAUUCAGCUGUGCACGAUAACGCCGCUUUUCGACCGGUCAGUGUGAAUGAUAAGGAAACUGACGAAGAGUCUUUUGGUGAACAGGAUGAAAAUUCAAAUCCAAACAGCAGCGCAGAGAAAAGAUCAUUUGAUGAAGUUAAAGUAUUGAAAGGUUCCAAGAAACAUGCUUCUUGUGAGAUGAAAUUCAAUACAUUUCAAGUGAAUUGGACCAAGGUCAGUGACGGUAUUCUUGAUCAUCUGCAGCAAAUGCAAGAUUUCCGCAACGAAAAUUCAAGCCAACGUGUGCCUUCAUCCCUACAGAUUUCAAAGACUGACUUGAGUGGACUGGCGAAUUCUGUAGUUGAUCAGUUAAGAACAAUUGACCAUCGUAUUCGAGCGGACGUCAUGGAAAGUGCGGCACGGCAAAUUAUCAACAAGUUUCCUUGUCUGAACUUCGUAGACGACGACGGAUUCGGGACAGGAACAGGUUAUGUAUGGUUGAAGCACAAAAUGAUAAACCGUAAUACUUAUCUGAACCGUUACAAAGCACCGAAUCAACCAAAAGCUUCUACUACAGAAAUCAGGCGAUAUCGGAAUUUGCGAGCUGGAACAACAAAGGAAUACUGGCAAAAAUCAAGUCAAAAUUGUUCCAAAGAAGUCCUCUCGAUUCUUUCACGGAACGAACCGGAGUUCCUGACGAAUGAAUUUCUAGACGCAUCUCAAUCGUAUGUUCGAUAUCGCUUCGACGAGGAUAAGCCACUGAAAGAUGUUUUGACAAGCCUUCCAGUAUUGAGACGAAGAUGUCUUCUGAAUUACCACUUUGAGAGUGCAACGGGCGUGACAGCGGGAUCUUUGGAACAAUACUUCACUGCCAAACGAUCGAAAAUCAUCGAUUUUUCGAUGACAAAUCGCAAAAUUGGACGUUUGCAUGCCAAUGCUUCGGAUUACGAUAUCUUCACAUUCCUUUGUCGUUCGUUGGGAGAAAAAAUUGAUGAUGUGAUUAUUUUGAAAGAAAUGGGAACGAAGCUUGAUGACAUUGCAACCGACUGUUCAGGACCAGUACUCGUCGCCAUAGACUGCGGAAACAACAAACGGGUGUUCUAUGUGUUUGCCGAACAAGUACCCUUGAGCGAAGGAACUGAAAAUGUUGUGGUCGCUGUUACGGACUUGAUGUGUGUUCACUAUGUACACAAUUUUAUGUACAUGAAGCAAGUAUCGAAAUUCAUGGAGUUCACUCAGGAAUAUUUUUUCAAAAUUCUUCCGACAACUGGAUCAAAAUCAAGUGCUACGCGUAAGGGACAGCAGCAGCGAGUAGUUAAACGUAUCAUCGAGGCCAUUGCUAAUCACAUUCCUGAGAAGCAGUAG